UACCCAGUCGGUUCCGUAACUACUCCCUCGCCAGCAAGACGUUAAAUUCAUUCGAAAUAAUUGUCCUUGUGCAUUCGAAACCGUCGAGUCACUCACCUUGGCCAUUUUUCUACCAUUGAACAAGUAGAUCGUCAAUAAUUCCAUUCAACAAAUCGAAAUAAUUCCGGCGAAUUGAGUGCAACGAGUGUGUGAUAUUCCGUUCAAUUAGUGUUAAAUAAAAAGUUGGGUGAAAACAAACGGUGAAAGUGCUGAAUUUAACGCGUGAUUUUCUCGUUUCCCCGCUAAUAAAGAUGAUGACAUAAUGGAUUUCAUUUGCGGGAGGAGAAUUAGCGAGGAUUAUUCGUCGACCGAUCGAAUUAUUCACUGAUAUUUGAACAUUCGAGUGGCCCCGAAGGACUUUCCCUCGAGAGAUCACAGUGAACAGCCACGAAAAUGACUGUGAUUAUGGACGAGACUAAUACCGUCAUUACGUGGCCAUCACGGUUGAAGAUUGGAGCUAAAUCUAAGAAAGAUCCACACAUAAAGGUCGCGGGUCGGGUGGAUGACGUGGGGGCCGCUAAGGAGAAGAUUAUGCAAAUAUUGGACACACGGCAAAGUAUGCGAGUAACGAUGAAGCUAGAUGUGAGUUAUACAGACCACUCUCACAUAAUCGGAAAGGGCGGUCUAACGAUAAAACGAGUGAUGGAAGAGACUGCGUGUCACAUUCAUUUUCCCGAUAGCAAUCGUAGCAAUCAUCAGGAGAAGAGCAAUCAAGUGUCCAUUGCUGGGGAGAUGGAGGGCGUGGAGAAAGCACGUGCACGUGUCAGGAACCUGACUCCACUGAUAUUCUCCUUCGAACUGCCGAUAAUGGGUGCCAUGCAGGGUCACCCGGACUCCACAUCCCCCUACAUCGUAAAAAUCCAGGAGAAGUACAAUGUCCAGGUGAUGUUUCGUACGAGACCAAAGCUCCACGCAACCCUGGUAGUUGUCAAGGGCUGCGAGUGGGAGGUUCUACAAGUCAAAGAGGCCACAGUCUUCCUCAUCCACCACAUGUGCAAGAAUCUCGCGAAUCAAAUUCAAGUGCAGAUGUCGAUGGAGAUAUCCCCCCAGCACCACAGCAUCGUGCUGGGAAAGCAGAGCAGCAACCUGAAGAUGAUAAUGCAGCGCACCUCGACCCAGAUAAUCUUCCCGGACGCAGGUGACCCCAACAUCCCGAGCCUGAAGAAGAGCAACGUGAUAAUAACAGGCGCCAUCAACAACGUCUACAUGGCUCGCCAGCAGCUGCUGGGUUCCCUGCCCCUGGUCCUCAUGUUCGACCUCCCCGAGACCUCCCGCCAGUCGGUGGACACCGAGACAAUCUCCCAGCUCAUGCAGACCCUCGACGUCUUCAUAAACGUCCUCCACAAGCCCAAGCAGAGCAGUCUCUCAGUGAUAAUAAAAGGUGUCGAGCGCAAUGCCACCAGCAUUUACGAGGCACGAAGACAGCUGCUCUCCCUGGACGACGCCAAGAUCGUCGCCGAUAUCCCACCAACCUACAACAUCCCCAACUCCCCCAACGUCUUCCAGAGCACCCUCAACGGAAGCCUCGUGUCCGACAAAUUCACCAAUUUCCUCACCAUAAACACUCAGUCCCCCUCGCCCUACUGCGUCUCCCCUCUUCCCCAUUCACCGAAUCCGAUCAACAUGUCCCCCCACUGGGGCCUCCCACCCAUCCCCUCGAUGUUCUCACCCCUGAUGCACCAUCCCUUCGCAUUUCCAAACGCCAAUGCCCAGUUGCUGGCCGCUCGUCACGCCAUGCAGGCCAACAUUCUCAGCCAGCAGCAGGCGCAGAUGAAUCUCCCUGGGCAGAACCUCCUGGGGAUCGCGCAGAGUCAUCCCCCAGGGUUUCCCCCCAACUCCCACUACGGCUCCAAUAGUUGCAGUCUCGGCCCCAAGUCAGGCAGUGACGGCAAGGACACGAGCGCUUACUUGUCCUUGAGCAGUGCCUCCAGCACUCUGUCUAGUCCUGCUGUCAGCCCCAGGAACAUCUCCCCCAUCGGCUCAUCCCACACCGAUUUGUCGCAGAGUAGAGACCUCUCGGCGAUGCUCUCCGACCUCUCCAUGGGCGAGAAAAAGGGAUUCAAUCCCUCCGCACAUCUCACAGCUUACGAUUACGAGCAGAAGAAGAUCCUCGCGAUGAAGGCCAUGAAGAGUAAACCCAAUCCCAAUGAGUACAGGGUACCCACCCCCACGUGGGCUGGGUAUGGACUCAGCCAGACCAUGCCCACACUCAGCCCCAGUGAGAGUCAGAAGGCGAGGGAUGCCUCUGACCUCUGGGAUGACCCCAGCACACCUCUCGUUUAUGCCCCUUCCAUGAAGUUCGAGGGCGAGGGCGAGGGCGAGUGCCCCACACCCAUCGCCAUGACCUCUACGUACUUGGAUCACACACCGAGGAGUCGACUCGAGAAGAUUCUCAAUGGGAGUCACACGGAUUUGGCUAGUGCUAUGAUCAAUGCAGGCCUGGACAAAAAGUGGAUCGAUAUGCUAUCGUCCCAUGAAAUCGACAUGUCGACUUUUGUAUCAUUGACUGAGGAGGAUUUAAUGGAUAUUGGAGUCACUGCUUGGGGGGCUAGACGCAAAAUGAUGCUUCUCAUUGCUGAAUUGAAGAAACGUACAAAACCAUUCUCCGGGAGUGCAGCACCAGGAGCUGAACGUAGGGCUUCCCUGACGAUUCCCUCCGCGCCGAAUGGCAACAGCGUAGAAGGAAAAUGGUAGAGGAAAAGACUUCAAACUAUCUAAAUAAGUUGAAAAAUUGAUUAAAAAACGAAUAGAGAGACAUAUCAACGCGAGGGGCGAUAAAAGCCGAGGGAGUCUAUUAUUUUUGGGAGAAUCUUCAAUAACACUGCAUGCUUUAUUUAUUGAGAGCCCAGGGGAAAAGCAAGUUCAUGCUGAUUUUUUUUUCUUUUUUUUUUCUUCAUUUUUCCUUCGCUUUCAGAACUCCCUCGUGAAAUCGAGCGUUUGAUAUCUCAUUUUUUAAUGAAUAAUAGCAGUAAAUUGUUGUGAACGAGGUCGCUGCAUCCCUCAGAGGUUCGUUACACACGUCAUUGCUGGCAAUUACGUGAACGUGUGCCAAUGAAUUAAAAAAAAAAUUCUUCGAGAGAUGAACCAAUCAAUUGUCACUCAACUGAACGAAAAUUAAUUCACUCUCUAUCUGUGAUGAUUUACGAUCAUAAUGAUUUAGGCACUCUAAAGACUUAAUGAAAAAUGAAAAAAAAAUAUUAAAAUUACGGAAAAAUGAAAAAAAACUUGACGGGUGGGGGAAAAGGGCGUCAUUGAUGUGGAUGAAUGCAUGCAGCGGCUUCUCAUAUUUAUUGAGAAUAAAAACGAUGGAUGUUGAGACUAAGCUCGAAGACCAACUGCGAGAAUCGUUGAAUCAAUGAUAAUGGCCGUUUUCGAGUUUUAUAUUUACAGAUAACGAUAUAUUAUUUAUUACUAAUAAGGAGGACGCUGGAUGCACGUCCUGGGGCGAUGAAAUUAAAUUUAUUAUCUGAUUUAUGCAAUUAUUAUUAUUUUUUUGAUAAAAUACGAAGUCAGUUCACCACUAGGUGGGGUAAAAUGGAACUUUUCGAGUGGUGAAAUAAUAAAAAAAAUCAUUUUCUAUUUUGCGAUUAGUUUU
This is a messenger RNA of Diachasma alloeum, 3634 nucleotides long. RefSeq names its product protein bicaudal C (gene BicC). Lineage: Eukaryota; Metazoa; Arthropoda; Insecta; Hymenoptera; Braconidae. The coding region runs from base 433 to 2733 and encodes 766 amino acids. The record is from RefSeq and is a predicted model, not a curated record. Gene Ontology annotation, cellular component: cytoplasm. The transcript is spliced from 8 exons. Gene Ontology annotation, molecular function: protein binding; RNA binding.